AUGUUAAAAGAUUUAAUCUUGUUGAAAGAGCCAGAGUGUAGAAGUUCCAAUUCCAAACAUACAAAAGGUUCUUUGACCCGCGUGAUAAAGAGCUCGUAUCUAGAUUUUCGGCCCGAAAGAUUCCCCAAAAUUGAAAAUGAAGAUAGAUUAGGACAUUAUUCGUCUCGAGCGGACGAGGUAAUAAGACAGCCAUACGAGAAAGAGAUUAGGUAUCUAAAGAAUAUGUUGGAAACAUUUUCGGCAGAGAGCUAUUUCGAAAGAGGAUACCAAAUACUAAAGUCCUUGUCGAACCUUGUACUGUCACGCGAGCUAACUCAAAUUGGCAAUAACGCCCUUGUCAUAUUGACUAGCAAUAAUUCCUCCUCCACAACACCAGCAACAAGUGUGAAAAAUUUGAACCGAAUAAUAGCCCAAAUGGAGGAUUACUGUGGAUUUGUACUGGACGAAAGGACAGAGGCAAUAGUUUUGAAGCAGCUACUUUUAGAAGGCACCGAUCCAAAAUACUUUUUUGGAGAAUUUACCAAUAAUAACAAGAUUAAGAAAAUCUUACAAAACACAGAUGUGAUAGGCGCAGACAACAUGUACAAGAUAUUCGAUUCGCCAAAUAUAAACGAGUCGUGUAUUCCAGAGGAACUUUUGCACGUAUAUAGGAAAUAUAAAUUGAGUCAAAGCAGUGCAGAUGUUGUUGAAGAUACAAUGAAGUUAAAAGAGGACCAGUCAAUCAUCUCAUUGGGUAAGGGAAACUUGGCCGAGUUGACACCUGUGGAUUCUUUUGCACUAAAUGUGGUCAGACACUCAUUGUUGGGGUUAACUCCCGAAAAGGAAGCUGCUAUCACUUUUGUGAAUGACAUUAAAGAAAUAGUUGAAGACUUGGACGAAACUAUAAAGGAUAAAAUCCAGUCAGAAAAUCUAAACUAUUUUGAAUUUUAUAAACGAUUGAAAAGCGAUACUCAAAAAUUACAAUUUAAUAAAGCAUUAGAGAAGUUUAACUAUAACAGACAAAGACAAAUUGAAAUAAGGGGAAUUGAAGGCGCAAGGGAAAAAUGGAAACGUGACUUUGAAGAUGCCCAAAAGAGAGGAGAUAUCAGUAUGAGUAAACAAAUCAAUGCUCAAUGUUAUGAGUGGUAUCAGAAGCUAAUUCCACUUCUUCAAGAAGAACACAAACUUUGUAAAGCCAUACUAGCUGGAGAUGUAAAAGUCAGCUCCACAGAUGAUGCUGCGGCAAAAGAACGUUCAGCUUAUGCGCCAUUCUUGAUCAGGGUCUCACCGGAGAAGACCGCAGUCCUUACGCUUUUGGAACUUUUUAAAGUCAAUGCUAUGUCUGGAUCAAAUGGAGGAAUGGUUGCUCAUAAGGCUAUAUCCUCAGUGGGGAAGUCUCUAGAGUUGGAAUAUAAAUCAUCCAUUUCUGCUCAACAAGAUAGUAAUAGCUUUUCAAGUAAAAAAGUAGAAGGUUCUUCUCAAAUGGAAAAUAUAAUUAAGGAAUCUGUGGAAAAAUCCAUUAUAAGUACAAACGCAACUGAAUGGGAUGAAGUUAUACGCACCAAAAUCGGAGGACUUUUGAUAUCAUUUGUUAUGUCAAUUGCUAAAAUUAAAGUGAGAAAGGAAAUUAAUGGGAAAGUAGAAGAAGACGUGCACCCGGCUUUUUUCCAUGGUAUGCAGUUUGCAAAUGGUAAACGUCUUGGGGUGAUUAAGAUCCACAGUAACCUUCAGAAACAAUUGACAGGUACUGCGUUUAUCGAUUCUAUCCAGCCACAAACACUUCCAAUGUUGGUGGAGCCGAAAAAAUGGUCUUCGUUUUACGGAGGUGGUACAUUGUAUACCAAAUCCCCCUUGGUUCGCAUCAGAGACUCUCCAGAAACGGAUGCUUAUGUAAAGACGGCUGCAGAGAGAAAAAACUUGCAAGAAAUUUAUGAUGGAUUGAAUGUGUUGGGAUUAGCCUCAUGGACAAUCAAUCAAAAAGUAUUUGACGUAAUAUCGCAUUAUUGGAAUAAAGGCGAGGAGUACUUGUCGAUACCACCAAUUAUGAAGGAAGCAAAGUUUCCGCCAAAAAUACCCAAGGAUGCAGACCCCGUGGUCAGGAUAGAACACAAUAAAGCAGUUUACUUGGCCGCAAAGGAAUUUGCAACACUGAGGUCUUUGAGGUGUGACUACAAUUACAAACUAGAGAUUGCAAGAGGCUUUAUUGGUGAAAAACUUUAUUAUCCCCACAAUUUGGAUUUUAGAGGAAGAGCAUACCCAAUAAGUCCCUAUCUUAAUCAUUUAGGUGGUGAUUUAACGCGUGCGUUGUUUUUGUUUUGGGAAGGUAAGGAACUUGGUGAAAAUGGGUUGAAAUGGUUGAAAAUACAAUUGGCAAAUGUUUAUGGUGUUGAUAAAUUGCCAUUGCCAGAGAGAGUCAAGUUUGCAGAAGACAACCUCAAUCUUGCCAUAAAGUCAGCAGAAGAUCCUUAUGUAAAUGAUUGGUGGACAAAAGCGGAGAAACCAUGGCAAACAUUGAGUGUUUGCUUUGAGCUAGCUGAAGCAUAUAAAUUGGAAGAUCCCACCAAAUUUGUGUCACAUUUACCAGUCCAUCAAGACGGUACCUGUAAUGGUCUUCAACAUUAUGCUGCAUUGGGUGGUGAUGUCGAGGGUGCACACCAAGUGAAUUUGGUACCCGCAGAUAGACCUCAGGAUGUCUACUCCUAUGUUGCUGAUUUGGUUCAAAAAAGAGUUGCUCGAGAUGUCGAGGCUGGUAAUGAAAUGGCGAUUUUCUUUCAGGAUAAAAUCAAGAGAAAAGUUGUUAAACAAACGGUGAUGACCAAUGUUUAUGGUGUAACGUAUCUUGGCGCUACUCAACAAAUCAAAAAGCAAGUUGAACAGUAUUUUGAAGUUGGCGCUGAUACUCUUCCACACAUUAGGUAUUUGACCUCACAAGUAUUCGCAUCAAUUCGAGAAUUAUUUGAAGGGGCUCACUUAAUCCAAUCAUGGUUGGGGGAAUCAGCUAAAAGGAUUAGUAAAUCUGUAUCGAUGGAUUUCGACGAAGCAAAAACAAAUAACAAUGAGUUACAUUCAUCAGCUGUGAUAUGGACCUCACCAUUAGGUUUACCGUGUGUUCAACCUUAUAGAAUCAACAAACAACAAUCAGUGAAAACCACACUUCAAGAUAUUGUAAUCGUUAAUCCUUCAGGUACAUCAAAUGUUGACGCAAGGAAACAACAAAUGGCAUUUGCACCAAAUUUCAUCCAUUCGUUAGAUGCAACGCAUAUGUUGAUGACGGCUAAAGCAUGUGGUGAUUUAGGAAUAAAUUUUGCCGCAGUUCACGAUCUGUAUUGGACGCAUGCAACAGAUAUCGAUAAGAUGAAUGAGACUUUACGUAACCAAUUUGUUCGUUUACAUAGCACUGAUCUCAUCAAAUAUCUUAGAGAUGAAUUUGUUGAACGAUACCAAGGAGCGUAUCAAGUUUUACGUGUACCUGCAAAGCACGAGUUAACGAUGAAAAUUAAAGAAAUUAAAAAACAGUGGGCAAAGUCCAUUGGAAGAGGAAUAACAAUCUCCGAUGAAAUAAAAAUGGAAAGAAAAAGAUUACAAUUGUUAGCAUCGAAAAAUCCAAAGGAAGUUGAAGCUGGUGAGAAAAUGCAAACUACAAUAAGUGUAGUUGAUGCUUUUAAUCCUUAUGAGCUUGAGUUAACAGGCAGAAAUAUUCCACAAUAUGAAAUUUUGGUUCCCUUGGAAUUCCCCGAAGUUCCACGAAGAGGAGAUUUCGAUGUGAAUAUUGUGAAAAACUCACUUUACUUCUUUUCAUAA
This is a messenger RNA of Lodderomyces oxycetoniae, 3780 nucleotides long. RefSeq names its product DNA-directed RNA polymerase (gene RPO41). Gene Ontology annotation, molecular function: DNA-directed RNA polymerase activity; mitochondrial promoter sequence-specific DNA binding. The transcript has 2 exons. Bases 1 to 3780 code for a protein of 1259 amino acids. The record is from RefSeq and is a predicted model, not a curated record. Gene Ontology annotation, biological process: mitochondrial transcription. NCBI's taxonomy places the organism in Eukaryota, Fungi, Ascomycota, Pichiomycetes, Serinales, Debaryomycetaceae. Gene Ontology annotation, cellular component: mitochondrial DNA-directed RNA polymerase complex.